Molecule: messenger RNA, 1192 nt
Organism: Cynoglossus semilaevis (tongue sole)
Lineage: Eukaryota; Metazoa; Chordata; Actinopteri; Pleuronectiformes; Cynoglossidae
Gene: cryl1
Product: crystallin, lambda 1
Exons: 9
Coding region: 136-1125 (329 amino acids)
Biological process (GO): fatty acid metabolic process
Molecular function (GO): NAD+ binding; L-gulonate 3-dehydrogenase activity
Source: RefSeq, a predicted model, not a curated record
GACACGGUAGCCGGACCAAAAAACGUGACCGCAGGGGUGGAGAAACAGUUUGUGAUUAAAAGAAAUAAACAUUGACUGAAGUAUACUGUAGACGGGUGGCUUGAGGAUCUAAACUGAGUUCUCAAUACAUGCAGGAUGAGUCACUCUGACGUGCAGACUAUCGCUGUAAUCGGCAGUGGUCUGAUCGGGCGCUCCUGGUCCAUGGUGUUUGUCAGUGGAGGCUACAAUGUGAAUAUCUUCGAUAAUGUUCCAGGACAGGCUGCUAAGGCCAUCACAGAGAUCAGUAAGCAGCUGAAGGAACUGGAGGAAGCCCAGAUGCUCAGAGGAGAACUGACUGCUAACCAACAGCUUGCUCUACUUAGAAGCCACGAUGACCUGGCUCAGGCACUAGAGGGAGCCUUCUUCGUUCAGGAGUGUGUUUUUGAACAGCUUGAAGUCAAACAAAGUGUCUUUCAAGAGAUAGAACUACUUGUAGGAAAGGACGUCAUCCUGAGCAGCUCCACCUCCUACAUUAUGCCCAGCAGCCUCUUCUCUAAAGUCCAGAACAAAAGCCGAUGCCUCGUCUCUCAUCCGGUAAAUCCACCGUACUAUGUCAGACUGGUGGAGUUGGUGCCUCACCCAGAGACUGCAGCAGGUGUGAUGAGCUCCACCCAGGCUGUAAUGACCAAGGUCGGCCAGUCUCCCGUCUGCCUGAAGAAAGAGAUCGAUGGCUUUGCCCUCAACAGGGUCCAGUCGGCCGUCAUAGCAGAGUCAUGGAGGUUGGUCCAGGAUGGUGUUAUCUCAGUGAAGGACAUCGACCUAGUGAUGUCAGAGGGGUUAGGAAUGCGUUACGCCUUCAUUGGUCCCAUGGAAACGAUGCACCUCAAUGCACCUGAAGGUUUGAACGACUACAUCAAUCGAUACAGCGGAGGUAUUUCCCGGGUGGUGAAAUCCUUCGGACCGGUUCCAGACUUUGAUGGAGAACAAGCCCAGGGAAUCGUUAAAGAAAUGUGUGAGCUGAUUCCCAGUGACCAGGAGCAUCUGUUGGCCAGGAAGGACAGGAGGGACCAGCUCCUCAUGGGACUGGCUAAGCUGAAGAAGGAGAAGGACAAAGCCUUCUCAGAAACUAAACAGUCCUCACGUUGAGAGACUGUUAAAAAAAAGACAUCAGUAUAACAUGAUAAUGAAUAAAUGAAGUGCCCCCUUUUCUUAA